Molecule: messenger RNA, 676 nt
Organism: Fragaria vesca subsp. vesca
Lineage: Eukaryota; Viridiplantae; Streptophyta; Magnoliopsida; Rosales; Rosaceae
Exons: 1
Coding region: 60-572 (170 amino acids)
Molecular function (GO): acyltransferase activity, transferring groups other than amino-acyl groups
Source: RefSeq, a predicted model, not a curated record
GAUACGGAUCCUUUUGAUACAUCAACAUUGACACAAUAGCCAUUUCCAGUAGAAGAGUUAUGGAGAUCGACUUGUCAAGCAUCACUCUCCGUCCAUUCCGGCUAUCGGAUGUCGAAGAUCUCAUGACAUAUGCCGGAGACGAGCAAGUCACUCGAAACCUCCGAUGGAAGACUUUGACAACCAAAGAGGAGGCUUUCACUUUCCUCAAAGAUGUUUGUAUCCCUCACCCUUGGCGCCGGUCAAUAUGCAUCGAUGAUCGUUCAAUCGGCUUCAUAUCCGUCUUCCCAUGGUCAGGUGAUGAAGGUCACAAGGCUGACAUGGGGUAUGGUAUAGCCCCAAAGUACUGGGGACAAGGAAUAGCCACUGAAGUAGUGAAGACUGCGGUUCCUCAAGUGUUCAGGGACUUGCCUCAUUUGCUUAGGAUACAAGCUUUUGCAUAUUCAGAUAACAAGGCCUCUCAGAGGGUGUUGGAGAAAGCUGGGUUCCAAAGGGAGGGUUUGUUGAGGAAAUAUGAAUAUAUCAAGGGAGAGAUUAUUGAUAUGGUUGUUUAUAGUUUUCUAUCAACAGAUUAGCAAAAUAGUGUCCAGCAAUGAAUAAGUGGUCUUUCUAUGCUGUAUAUGGAGACCUUAUGUAACUUUGUUUUGAGUUUUACAAGUAAUUGUAAUCUAGUUUGCUA